UACACACACUUACUUUCUCCCUCUCUCUUAUACAUACUCAUACACACACUCCACACCCCAGCCCACAACCGAACCCCAGCUAUGCGAACUCUUGCACCCUCUGCAAUGUUCCUUCGGGCAGUGCUUCUGUUGGCGUUGUUGGUGGCCGUUGCAGUGGCUCGACCGACCCGUUCCGGAUACUGCGGUGCUGACCGCAAGUGCUUCACCUCCGCCGACUGCCAUGGUACUGGUACAACUGACCCCGCAAGGAGAAGUGACGAUGUCAUUCCCCCGCUCUGCUGCAAUGGCAUGUGUGUGAAGAACAAGCCCAAGCGCAGCCUUGGUGAACUUUGCCAUAGCCCGCCGCCUUCGUUGCCUUCCUUUGUGGCCGAGUUCCAGGAUUGCUUUGGUGAGUGUGAUGAGCCAGGCUUCUUUGCCUGCAAGAACGGGCUCUGCGAGCGCGAGUUUGCCACCGGCAACACCGCUGCCGGCUGCGCGUGCUCUGCCGACUCGUGGUGCCAGUCGGGCAUCUGCAUCGGAGCCUCUGGAAGCCUCUCCGGCACAUGCCGGCCGGGCAACCUUCCUCCGGGCGCGUCGUGCACCCACGACCGCCAGUGCUCUUCGCUCGGCUCGUUUGAGGCUGCCAACCGGACGACGGCGUGCGUCAACGGCGUGUGCGCCGGCAUCGAGCCGACCGCCACCUCGGGCAUGCACUGCAACGCAAACAAGUACGAUUGCGCGCAAGGUAACGCCUGCAUUCUCGACCCGGUUGUUGGCGUGUACAACUGCUCUGCCCCGCGCGCCGCCGGCGAGGCCUGCUCCUUCCACCGCGAGUGCGCCACCGGCCUUGCCUGCAACUCGUCGGUCUGCAUCACUGCCUUCUCGGCUCCGGCAGGCAUGCCGUGCUCGGCCGACGUCGAGUGCGAGUCGCAGCACUGCUCGUCGCGUGGCGUCUGCUCGCUCGCGCCCAACUCGGUCCCUGACGGCCAGCCAUGCCUCGACGGCGACAUUGUGUGCCGCCCGGGCUCGCGCUGCGCCGGUCUCCGCAAUCCAGUCUGCCAGCGCAUCGCCGGCACUCCGUGCGACGUCUACGACUGGGGCGGCGCCUCGGUCUGCUCGGUCUCGGGCAAGACCGCCGUCUGCCGGUGCUCCGGCUCGUGGGGCAAGUGCGUUGCGCAGCAGCUCCAGUAUGACGACCUCUGUCGCAAGGAGGCAUUUGCCGUCGCCCGUCACUUUGGCCUCGCCGACGCCUCGGUCGCCCCCACCGCCGUCCUCAACACCGUCCUCGCUGCCCACGCCCACUCCUUCCCGGUCGCUGUCCAGACCGACAUCGCCAAGUUUGUUUGCUGCGUCGGCUGCCUGCCCGACGAUGCCAACAAGGACAAGGAUUCGGGCCUCUAUGGCCCCGUCCAGGCCUACCUCUCGUACCGCGUCCGCAACUGCGCGUCGGACACCCCGAUCAUCGAGGCCACAGACGCCACCACUACCAACCAGUGCACCGCCACAGAGAUCUAUCGCGAGAAUGACAUCGUCGGCUGCCCGGUCGUCCCGGUUGCCGGAAAGUCAACCUUUGAGAAGCACAAGGGCGCCAUCAUUGGCGGCAGUGUCGCCGGUGCCGUCGUUCUCGUUGCUAUCGUCGCCGUCGUCGUCGCCGUUGUCCUCAAGGGCGGCGACAAGUCGUCUGCUCGCCCCAAGCCGGCCGAUGACCCCGCCGUCGACAUGGAUGCCGUCAAGCCGGCCGACGAAAUUGCUGUUGACGAGGUGUAG
Thecamonas trahens ATCC 50062 is the source of this 1746-nucleotide messenger RNA. RefSeq lists its product as uncharacterized. The record is from RefSeq and is a predicted model, not a curated record. Bases 82 to 1746 code for a protein of 554 amino acids. NCBI's taxonomy places the organism in Eukaryota, Apusomonadida, Apusomonadidae. The transcript has 3 exons.